ACUUGGGCUGUGAUUGGAGGACAGAAACAAGUAACUGGUUUUUAAACCCUGGAACCCGGGCUGUAGAGGCUGCACUUCUCCGUGCGGCCUGCUGGCGGCGGCACGCCCCCGUUGUAUUGCAGCGAAUGGAGCCGUAGAAGAAGAGUCGGACCGGAACUUAAACAGAGGGGGGGGAGCAACGCGCGACGGCGGACGACUUUUAAAUCUGUGGAAACUGAACAAAAGCAAGAAGAAGGACAAACAGCGGAAGGCUCAUGGACACACUCACCUUACCACUGGUUACAGGAUGGAGCACUGUGACUGGAGAGAGGGGCCACUGACUGCACGUCCUCCAGAUCUCCAGUCAGGAUGUUCGACUCCUCUGAUGAAGAUGACCAGAGGAAGGCUGAGCCUACCAGCAGGAUGUGGGAGGAGCCUCAGCCUGGCCCAUCCAGGUGUCAGCCCAGCAGACAGGGUUACUGUGGUUACUGCAGAGUCCUGUACAAGAACCUGGACCAGCACCUGUCCAGUCUCAGACACCUGGAUUCAGUCCGGGCGUCCUCCAGAGGCUCAGGGUCCACCUCCUCAGCAAGUGGCAGAAACAGACUGACGCUACUGGAGCGCUUCCUCCAGGACGUUCUGCAGCACCACCCACAUCGCUACGAUGACCCCAGGCCGUCUCACACUGACCUCCCAUCAGUUUCCACCCCCCCAUUGCCAAAAGCGGAGCUCGAUGAAGUCCGUUUGUCCGACGACAGCCGGUCUCAAGGUACCCGGGAACGCAUGCCCAGCUCUGAUGACGCUUCCUGUCAGCCAGCCCGUCCGAUGGAAGAAGAUGAUGCCCGCAGCCAGUCAGGCGACAGAGUGGGCCAGGAGAGGCUGUCUGUACCUAUAAGAGAGCAGGACGAAGGCAUCAUUGGUCACACCCACUCUCCUUACCGCAGAGCGCCGGCCUCUCAGUUGGAGACUCCGCCCCCUGUCCAUAGGAAAGCCCAUAGGAAGACGAACAGGAGGAAAACCAGUGAGUCCUCGUCCUCCUCGCAGCGCCCUGGAGGUCCAGGCCAUGGCCCCCGACCCCACCUGACCCCCACAGACCACAGGCCUGGUCCAGGUGAGAGGCCCUGGCUCACCUGGCAGAGGGAGAGGAGGGAGGCCCACAGAGAGGAUGCAUUCUCCUCAGGCCACACGGACCCUCUGGACCAGACCAUCGAGGAGGUGAUUCAAAGGUGCUGUUAUGGCGCCAUUUCCUGCCAAGAUGAUACAGACAGCUUCCAGCUAAGCCUCCCUGUUUCCAUGGAAACACAGAGUGAAGACUGGGACUCGCCUGUGCAGGUGGUUUUGCAACGAGCGCGAACUCUCAGUGACACACCUGCGCAGGUGAGUCAGGCGGAGGGGCGGGACCUCUGCCAUCUGAUGGAUGCGCAGGUGGACGUGGAAGAUAGAGUGUACUCACAGCAGCUGCACUUUGCCCUCCACGGGCCGGGUGACAGGAUGGAGGAGGGGUUCUGGACCUUACCCAUCGAGGAGGUGAGGCCCGCCCCGGAGCGUAUCCCAGAAUCCUUCAGGGGGAAGACCUGGACCCAGAUCCAGCAGGAGGACGAGGAGAAGGUGGAGAGGCUGGUGAGACAGUUCAGGCGCGGGCGCUUCAUCUGCUACUUCGACACAGAGUCCCUCGCCAGGUAUGGUAGGCGGAGCCAGAAAAUGAAGGGGGAUGCUGAACCCGAGGAGGUGGAGCCAGAUGCAGGUAUGCUACCCCUGCUGGACCCAGACGAGGGGGACUAUGUGUAUAUGAGGAGAAGGAGAGGAAGGAGGCGGAGCUUCAGACUGGCAUCAAGGUGUCAGGUGGUGAAGGUCAGUCACAGCACUCAGACAGUCCGACUGGUCGUUCCCGCCGUGCAUCAGCUAUCCCCUGAGGCCCCACCCAUCGACUACCCACAAGCCAAUCCAGAGGCAGCUGAGAGGACACCUGUGCCGACGUGGCGUUCUCUCCCUUCGUCGUACUCCAGCAUCAUCACACCUGUACAGCCACGCACUUCGCUGGUCUACCUACUCUCCUCCCCAUCAGCCUCCGCCCCCACCCGCGUGUCUGCGUUAGGCUCCACCCACAAACGCUGCAGAAAGAAACGGCGCCCGCUGGAGCAGCAGGGGUUAAAGGUCAAAUACAAACGACUUCCUGUCAGGUUCUACGACCCCGCCUCCAACCGUAUCCUCAAGAACCCACCCAGAGGCGUCCUGUGGCGCAGAGGCUCCACCCCCUCUGGGCCGCCGCCGCCCUGUGUUCGUCAGCUGUUCAGGAGUCUGAGCCCAGACCUGAACACCGAUAGAACGCCCACAGAGGUCAAAGGUCACAGCAGCAGCCUUUUGCUAAGCACGCUAAGCAGGGACUCUGCUCAGUCCGACACAUCUCAGGCUCCGCCCCUCGACAGGCUGUCAGAGAGCAGAAGAGGGGCUAGGAGGGAGAGGGCACUCCCCCCACCCUCCCAGAUACAAACCAGGGGUCAGGCCACACCCCUUCACCCAAGGAGGGAGGGGCUGCGCCGGGCUGGACCCGGCAGGAAACCCCUAAUCUCUGCAGGUCCUGCCCCCUUACUGUCAUCACGCCGGAGGAGGGGCCGCAGGUCGCGGAGAUAG
Molecule: messenger RNA, 2610 nt
Organism: Pelmatolapia mariae (spotted tilapia)
Lineage: Eukaryota; Metazoa; Chordata; Actinopteri; Cichliformes; Cichlidae
Gene: zdbf2
Product: zinc finger, DBF-type containing 2
Exons: 11
Coding region: 349-2610 (753 amino acids)
Biological process (GO): epigenetic programming of gene expression; genomic imprinting
Molecular function (GO): zinc ion binding; nucleic acid binding
Source: RefSeq, a predicted model, not a curated record